UAUAAGGCACCAGAAGAGAGAGCAGUGACUGACCCACUAUCUGGGGAGCUGGAAACACCCACAGCGGACGGGACCCCUCCAGGAGGAAGGCCAGGAGGGCAGCGUUUGCAGAAAAGGCCAUGUUCCGUCAGAAGACGUUGCUUCUCUUGAUCCUCCUGUCCGUGCAGCUCUCCCAGGCCUUCCCAGUCCCUGGGGGGUCCCCAGAAGAGGCGGACGCACAAGAGAUGGACACACAAGUCGUUCAGGAUUACCUAGAAAAGUUCUACCAGUUACCGAGGAGAGGCCUGCGGUCGCAGAGGCAGAACAGCCCUAGCGUGAUCGUUGAGAAGCUCAAAGAGAUGCAGCGCUUCUUCGGGCUGAGCGAGACGGGGAAGCCGGACCGGCAGACGCUGGCAGUGAUGCGGAAACCUCGCUGCGGGGUGCCCGACAGUGGGGACUUCAUGCUGACCCCUGGAAACCCCAAGUGGGAACAAACCAACCUGACCUACAGGAUUAUUAAGUACACCACACAGUUGUCAGAGGCCGAUGUGGAGGAGGCUAUUAAGAAAGCCUUUCAAGUGUGGAGCAACGCGUCAUCCCUGACCUUCACCAAGACCUCGCAGGAAGAAGCAGACAUCAAGAUCGCUUUUGUCCAAGGAGAUCAUGGUGACAAUUCUCCAUUCGAUGGACCCAAUGGGAUCCUGGCUCACGCCUUCCAGCCAGGCCAAGGUAUUGGAGGAGAUGCGCACUUCGAUGAAGAUGAAAUAUGGACCAUGAAUUCCAGCAGUUACAAUCUGUUCCUCGUCGCCGCCCAUGAGUUUGGCCACUCCUUGGGGCUCGCGCACUCCACGGACCCCGGAGCCUUGAUGUACCCCAACUAUGCCUUCCGCGACCCCAGCACCUACACCCUCCCUCAGGACGACAUCAAUGGCAUCCAGGCCAUCUACGGUCCUUCAAACAACCCCAUCCAACCCACCGGACCGAGCACACCCACAGCCUGCGACCCCAGACUGACGUUUGAUGCUAUCACCACCCUCCGUGGAGAAAUACUGUUCUUCAAAGACAAGUACUUCUGGAGGAGACACCCUCAGCUGAGAUUAGUCGAACUCAACUUCAUCUCCCUCUUCUGGCCGUCCCUACCCGACGGCAUACAAGCAGCCUAUGAGGAUGUGGACGAGGACCUUGUUUUCCUAUUUAAAGGUGGCCAGUACUGGGCUCUGAAUGGCUAUGACAUUAAGCAAGGUUAUCCCAGGGACAUCUCAGACUACGGCUUCCCAAGCAGCGUCCGAGCGAUCGAUGCAGCUGUUUACUACAGGAGAAAAACCUACUUCUUCGUAAAUGACCAGAUCUGGAGAUAUGAUAACCAAAGACAAUCCAUGGAACCAGGUUAUCCCAAAGCCAUAGCGAGUAUCUUUCCAGGAAUAGAAACCAGAGUUGAUGCAGUUUUCCAGCAGGAUCAUGUCUUCCUUUUCUUCAGUGGACCAAGAUAUUACGCUUUCGACCUUGGUGCUCACAGGGUCAUCAGGGUCGACAGAAGCCAGCGAUGGCUGAACUGCUGAGAAAGCCAGAGCCACGUCACACCUGCUUGCACCCCCUUGCUUCUGCAGAGGGAAAGCCCAGUUUGUACAGCCAUUUUCCUGCAUCCUGUUUAUACUUUUCCUAACAUAAGUAAUGCUGUUUGCUGUCGCUGUCCUCACUGAACCUGCCUUCUGGGAACAUACAUCUGGAGCACCCGUUGUCUCCAGGUUCCUCUGAUUCCAUCUCGAGAGGUGAUGAAGCUUCCUUGUCACCUCAAUAUCCACUCUACCAGUACCGCUUACCUGACUUUUGCAAUGCUUGUGUAUAACCGAAAUCUCCUUUCCCUGCUCUAUGCAGUUCAGCACUGGGCUUUGGGGAAGUGUAGAGACCACGAACAGCAUGAACAGUGCCUCUCGCCUUUACUGAAAACAUAGUGUUAUUCUCCACCCUCGGAAAAAAUACUGUGGAUCCGUGUUGUGGCUUGAAUUGUGUCAUCCCAGAAAGAGAGGCUGAAGCCAGUGAUAGGUACCUAUGAGAAGACCUUAUUCGGAACUAGGAUCUUUGAAGGCAGCAAUCAGGUAAAAGGAGGUCACGCAGGAGCAGGCUGGACGAAAGGGCUGGGGUCCUCGCACGAGGAGGAGCCACGCAGAUAUGAAGUCAACAGAGAUACGCGAACAUAGAGACAGACCCACGAACGGCGCACCCGCAAGCUGAGAAUGGCCAGCAACCACCAGAAGCCAGGAGGAGGCGAGGAAAGAUCCCUCCUCGGACCUUCAGAGCAAAGAAUGUUAUCCUCCCCACAGCUUGGUUUUAGACGUGCAGCUUCCAGAACUGGGAUCGAGCAAGCUGGGCGGGAGCCUGCGGUGCUUCCUUCCGGCAGUCCUGGGAUAUCUGAGAGCUUAGUCAACAGGAAAGGACAAAGUUGAACCCUCUGUGAGGGUUUCUGUCACCUUCCCCAACAAGGAGGAAAAGGCGAGGUACCACAUUCUCUUCUGUCUCUGCCCUACUCUGUCCUUUUAGAGUCUAAGUGAGUCCAAGUGAGCUAGUGAAGGGACCUGCCGUUCCUUAUUUCUUCUUCUCCAGGGAUACACAGGAGGGCACACUCUCCCCCCAGGAAGAUUUACUGCACAAACAGAACAGCAGUAGGCACAGAAUUCAGUGAAUCCCAUUACAUUAAACUAAGCGGCGAUGGAUACCUUUGAUAGUGGUUCUUUUCUGUCAAGAACUUUAGGGCUCUGGGACCAUAAUGACUAAUCCAGAUAUCAAAAAUCAUUAAAAUGUAAUAUUUGCAGUUGCUAAACUAUAAUGCAGCUUAUUACUCAUUAAGUAAGCGAAU
Neogale vison (American mink) is the source of this 2833-nucleotide messenger RNA. It is a transcript of the gene MMP8, whose product is annotated as matrix metallopeptidase 8. Bases 120 to 1538 code for a protein of 472 amino acids. NCBI's taxonomy places the organism in Eukaryota, Metazoa, Chordata, Mammalia, Carnivora, Mustelidae. The transcript is spliced from 10 exons. The record is from RefSeq and is a predicted model, not a curated record. Gene Ontology annotation, biological process: collagen catabolic process; proteolysis; extracellular matrix organization. Gene Ontology annotation, molecular function: metalloendopeptidase activity; zinc ion binding. Gene Ontology annotation, cellular component: extracellular matrix.